Molecule: messenger RNA, 5173 nt
Organism: Malaclemys terrapin pileata
Lineage: Eukaryota; Metazoa; Chordata; Testudines; Emydidae
Product: cAMP-dependent protein kinase catalytic subunit alpha
Exons: 10
Coding region: 1633-2844 (403 amino acids)
Biological process (GO): peptidyl-serine phosphorylation
Cellular component (GO): cAMP-dependent protein kinase complex; nucleus
Molecular function (GO): cAMP-dependent protein kinase activity; protein kinase A regulatory subunit binding; ATP binding
Source: RefSeq, a predicted model, not a curated record
AGCCUGGGAAGCGACAGGAGUGAAACUGGCUGCUUCCCACCCUGCUACUGUCCAGACAUUUCUCCUCCGGAGGUCCUCCCCCCCAGGGUCCCGGAGGUCUGGUUUGAAGCCGUGCAGUCAUGGGGGAACCUCGGGUGGCGUAGAUAAGGAGGGCAGCCUGAGUCAGGAUCCCGGCGGCCAGGAGCCGAGGUCUGCGUCACCGGGGGCGGCGGCAUGGAGCUCAGACCUGGCGACCUUCGUGGGAUUGAGGAAGGCUCAGAUUUCGACUUCCAGUUCUGGAUCCAGCUCUUCCUCUGGGUGCACUUGUUCGGCCGGCUGGUCCAUUAUCUCCUCCGCGCCUUUGGGGGGCUGACACAGUAGCCCCCUCGUCUGUUGCACCCACGGUGAGCAGCUUCCUUUCCGGCUUCCCCCGUGCCUCCCGCCUGCAGAGUCCCAGUCUCUGCAGACCCCAGCUGUUUGGAAAUUGAAACUCGCAAGGAAGGGCCUCCUCCUUCCCCAGCCCACCCUCUUGCUUCUCCCCCAGAGCGCUAUCCGGCUCUCUCUGGCUUCUGCUGAAAGUGGCUUCCCGCUCCCAAGGUCAAGGAGCGCAGCAGCGCUUGUUUGGGAAAGGCAAAGUAAAGAAACCUCCAGGAGACUAGUCCUGGGUCCCUCCCCUGCCGGCGGUCGGUACCACCUGGAACUGCACGACACGAGAGUCAAACCCCGUGGUGCUUCGAGAUCUCCUCCCUCGGGUGCUGCUGCAGGGAGCCGCCGAGGGUUUCCGAAUGUGGGUCUCUUUGAACGCCUCUUGGAGAGCCCCCUUCGAUGCGCUGCAACCCCCUGCUGUUCGUCUCUGCGAGCAGGGCCCCCAGCAGUGGAUUUAAGGACCUGCAUCCCUCUGACUCAGGCCUCACGUGAGCCACAAGUCCCCCUCCCCUCCCCCGAUUUCCUUUGCAGCCCCAGUGGCUUGGCCCGGGGAGCACUGUACUUGUAGAAUGGUGUUUUUUCCAGGGGUCUGCCUCCCAAUGCAUACAGGAUCGGCAGUGAAGCCAGAGGGAGCCUCUCCCGCUGCUUUCGGCCGAAGGAUUUGAGAGGAGCGGAGAGCCAGGGCGCUGUUUUAAGCCCGGCGGUGUGGGUGUUUCCCCUUGCCACUGGCCAUUGUUCUGGCAAACCCAUCCCAGCAGUUCUGAAGCAGAAUCUGUCCUCCCCUCACCCUCCAGGAAGUGAAACUGACUUGGCUGGCUGCGUAAGUGACUAGACUCCCCUACUCCGGCUCCAUUCCCUCCACCAGGGAAGCCAGCUCUCCGGACAGAGGUGGGAGAGAAGAAACUGUUUCCAAGUCCCUGGGUCUUCCCCGCCUCGAGCGAGAGGCAGGGAGGAGUGUGCAUGGAUGUGACUGGCCGGCCUUGAAGAGUCGCGCGCCGGUCUCUGAGUUGACAGCCACGCUCUGGGGCUGCUGCAGGGCGGGGGAGCUGUUGGAUGGAAAUUCUCUCUCCCGGUUAGAAGUCAAGAGCAAUCAGCCGUUCCUCUAGUCCCUGAUCCUGCUGUCUUCUCCGCUGCUGGGAAAUGGCCAAGGCCGGAGGAUUCCUGGAUCGGGGCCGAGCUUCACGUCGACUCUGGUUGUGAGGGCCGGGGAGAGAGGGAGAUAAAUAAAUGAAGGGAAACAUGAGCCAUGGAGCAGAAAUGACCUGCCCCAACCCCAGCAGGAACAAAGGCGCUAAGAUGUCACCGCUUCAGAAGCUGGAGAGUCUGGCUGGGCGCAUCUUCUACUGGGGGCCGCGCAGCGAGGCGGGGGCCCCUGCCGGCAGCGAGACGGCCCAUGUGUCCGAGCACACUGCCACCUGGAAUGAGCAGAUGAAGGAGUUCCUAGCCAAAGCCAAAGAAGACUUCCUCAAGAAAUGGGAGAACCCCUCCCAGAACACGGCCAGUUUGGAUCAGUUUGAUCGAAUCAAGACCCUGGGCACAGGCUCAUUUGGGAGGGUGAUGCUGGUGAAACACAAAGAGACCGGGAAUCACUAUGCCAUGAAGAUCCUGGAUAAACAGAAGGUAGUGAAGCUCAAACAAAUUGAGCAUACCCUCAAUGAAAAACGGAUCCUCCAGGCCGUCAACUUUCCAUUCCUCGUCAAGCUAGAGUAUUCUUUCAAGGAUAACUCCAAUCUGUAUAUGGUGAUGGAAUACAUCCCGGGCGGGGAGAUGUUCUCCCACCUACGGCGGAUCGGGAGGUUCAGUGAACCUCACGCCCGGUUCUACGCUGCUCAGAUCGUCCUGACCUUUGAGUAUCUGCACUCGCUGGAUCUCAUCUACCGAGACUUGAAGCCAGAGAAUCUCCUGAUAGACCAGCAGGGCUACAUCGAGGUGACGGAUUUUGGUUUUGCCAAGCGGGUGAAAGGCCGAACCUGGACUCUGUGUGGGACCCCGGAAUACCUGGCCCCCGAGAUCAUCCUCAGCAAGGGUUAUAACAAGGCUGUGGACUGGUGGGCCCUCGGCGUCCUUAUCUAUGAGAUGGCGGCUGGUUACCCCCCGUUCUUCGCGGACCAGCCCAUUCAGAUCUAUGAGAAGAUCGUCUCUGGCAAGGUCCGGUUCCCGUCUCACUUCAGCUCGGACCUGAAGGACCUGCUCCGGAACCUGCUACAGGUGGACCUCACCAAACGCUUUGGCAACCUCAAGAACGGGGUCAAUGACAUCAAGAACCACAAGUGGUUUGCUACUACUGACUGGAUCGCCAUCUACCAGAGGAAGGUGGAAGCUCCUUUUAUACCAAAGUGCAAAGGCCCCGGCGACACGAGUAACUUCGACGACUACGAGGAAGAGGAGAUCCGAGUCUCGAUCACUGAGAAGUGCGCCAAGGAGUUUGCUGAGUUCUAGGGCCAGCGGCCCCACCCCGGGAGGGCGCGCGCGGAGCAGGUGGGGGCGGGGUUGGAUUUGAUCAGCAGAAAGACCAGAGUUCCUUGCCUGUGUGUUUUAUUUUUGUGGGUGGGGGGUAGGGAUUUGCCUGGAUCUGGUUUGCGGGGGGAGCGGGAGACCCCUUAUUCUAAACCUGUACUAAGUAAAUGACAGUAGAGAAGGGCAGGAGUCUAAAUUCUCCCAUGCGCACCCUUGAUCCCCCCCACUUGCACAUGCUUCCCCCCCCAUCACAAGCCUGCAGCCCCCCCCGAGCAGCUCUCCUCAUCCCCCCUCACCUGGGGUUUAAACAGAUUACUACACACACACACACACACACACACACACACACACACACACUCUCUCUCUCUCUCUCUCCCCCUCUCUCUCUCUCUCUCUCUCUCUCUCUCAGCUCCCACUGGGUACCUUCCACCCCCUCACACUGAUCGGGUUACCCCCACACUGCCUCUCAGUCCACACGUGCUGCACCCCCACCGUCCUGACUGGCUUUAUUGGUGGCUUUUAGUUUUUGAAGGGGGGGGGGCGUUUUUUGCCAUCAAAUCCCCCCCAGAUCUUCAUGGCUAUUUGCAAAGGCUUCUGGGAGCAGGGUGUGGAGCAAAGAUGCCCCAACACCCACCGACAUGGCAGAAUAACUUUGAAUCCCCCCAAGGGGGAAAAAAAUCCCAGCCCCCCACCACCACUCUGGAAAGAGGAAGAAGGAGGGAAAUCUUGUCUCACUUUAUAAAUGCGGGGAUGGGGGGGUUGGGCUUUUUUUUUUUAAUUAAAAAUAAAUUAGUAAAUUAAACCUUAUUUUCCGUUGGGGGACGUGGGGGUGUGUGUUGGGUAGGGGGCUAAGAGGUUUUAAAACCCCAGGCGUGGGGCUGGGCUGGGCUAACUUACCCUACAUCAGCCCCCGCCAUCCCCGGUGACACCUCCCUUCCCCUCCCCCCCCAGUGCCAGGAAUUUUAACUCUCCAAGCUUUGAAUGUUUCCAGGUUUUAGCAAGGAAAAAAAAGAGAGAGAUCUGUUUUUAUUUUUGUUUUUUCAGGUAGAAACUGACCGUAUUUCCCCACCCCCGCUGCUCUCUGCGGGGUGUCUGGUUUGGGGGUAUCUUACACUGGCGGGGGGAGAUCUGGGAGUCGGUUACAGGCUGGGAUGGAGGUGCUGGGAGAGGGAAUCUCCCCGGUGGGUUUUGGAUUUUUAGCUUCCUUUGGAAAUAAAAUGCUGCCUUUUGAAUCUAGGCUGUGAAUGUGAGCAACCCCCCACCCCCACCCCUUCUUUGGCCUGUCCUCUUGUGUGUCGGGGUGGGGGUUGCAGGUAGGAUCUGGUUCUGGGGCACUUGGUGAUUUUCCCCCAGGUCAGUGGGGGCUUAUACACUCUUCUCCCUCCCUCCCCCCCGUAGGCCAAAUGGUGCCCUGCAGAAAUAACCUUAAAGGAUUUUCUGGUGGGGGGAAGGGUUCCCCUUACCCACAACCCGCCUGGGGCUCCUUUCUGCACCUCCAAUUUUAUGCUGUUGAUUUACAUUUUAAGAUGACAAUGCAGGAGGAGAAACCAGAAAAUAGGGUGCGGGGGAAGAGGAGGGUAGGCAGGAACACAGGAUCCCAAUUAGGCCCUGAUCUCCCCCCUCCCCUCCUCCCAACUCUCAACUGGCCCCCCCAGGGAGUGACCCCAUUAGAUCUGUGGUCAGGUUGGAGGGGCGUUAAGCCAUGAUUAGCCCCUCCAAUGUGAGAUCAGCUGGGGGGGGAGAAAGGGGUGCUGAUACCUAGCCAUGAUCCUGCUUUAUUGGGGGGGGGGGAAGGUGCGUGUGUGGGGGCUCUUGUUCUAUUCAUUUACUUUUCCUCCUGUCUGAUUCUUGACUUAUCCUCCCUGCCAGCCCUCCCGCCCCCAAUGCAGUGCAUCAGUGUGGUGGUCCUGUUCUAACCCCCCAGCCUGUCUCCCUCUGUGUGUAUUCACCAGCCGGUUGAAUUUCUUGUUUCUCUCCGGGGCGGAGGUGUGUGAGCUUCUUUUGGUUUCAUAGAUAAAUUAUAUAUAUUAUAAAUACAUGAGCGCUGUCAGGAGCGGAGGGGGGGAGCCCCGUGGCUAGCCCUCCCCCCCAAAAUCCCCCUUUCCCACAAAGAAGCUCGAGAGUCCCAUCUAGAGGGUGGGGAUAUCAUCCGCCCCGCCCCGGGAAACACGUCUGUGUCCUCCGACAAAACCUGUUUCACUGGAAAAAACAAAACAACUCCCCCCCAGCCCCCACUUCCUCUUUAACAGUGUGCUUUGUUGUAAACAUAUUUGAAACAAUUACCAAUAAAGUUUUGUUUAAAAAAAUAAAA